AUGAAAGCCACCAUAUUUAUCCUCGCUUCUCUGUCUGUCUUGGGGGCUCUUGCAAGCCCCCUCGACAAGAGAGCAGACCGCGGGUCCGAGAAUGUCCCCGGUAUUGGCUCGCGCAAGCAGGCCAUUCUAAAUGCAGGCGGCAAUACUCUGGACAUUGCUAUCGCCAUGCUGGAAACCAAAACUCUGACGACCGAUUAUGUCUACGGCGAUACAAAGACCGAAGAUGCAGCUAAUUUCGGUCUUUUCAAGCAGAACUGGGGAAUGCUUCGAGUAUGCGCAACCAGAUACGGACUGGCAGGCCAACCGCGGAGCUCAUGGAAUAACGGAGCUCUACUCAAUACCAACAUAUACGCGGAUGUUGCCUCUCGAUGGGACUGCCAGAAUUAUUAUGGGACGGACCUUUGGUUCGCGGGGCACCGUUUUGGCUCAAGCGGGCUGGAAAAUCCUAACACGGAGGAUAUCAAUAGUAUGCCUUUCUCCCAUACCCGGCGAUUGAUAUUGCCAUGCAGGAGGUCUAACGCGUUAUGUAUAGAGUACAAGAGUGCUGUGUACUGGAUCCAGCAGCAGAUUGACAGUAACUCCGUUUACAAAUCUGAUGAUACCAGGUUUUGGGUGGAUGUUACUGCUAUCUAG
This is a messenger RNA of Penicillium egyptiacum, 633 nucleotides long. The record is from the annotation of a GenBank genome assembly. NCBI's taxonomy places the organism in Eukaryota, Fungi, Ascomycota, Eurotiomycetes, Eurotiales, Aspergillaceae.